Molecule: messenger RNA, 696 nt
Organism: Arabis nemorensis
Lineage: Eukaryota; Viridiplantae; Streptophyta; Magnoliopsida; Brassicales; Brassicaceae
Source: the annotation of a GenBank genome assembly
AUGGUAGACUCAAUUUCAAGUAUCACGACGUAUAUCCAAGACGUAGCUAAAGGAAAAGGCCAUAGCAAGUCUUUAAUUCUUGAAGGUCUCAAGAUCAUCCAUAUCGAAAAAGGGAUUUUACGGUGUAAAUUAGUCAUUACGGAUCGAGUUUCGGAUGGAGUUUGGCACGGCAGAGCUAUUGCAUCGGUUAUAGACAUGAUCCGGGCCGCCGUGGUGUACUCCGCCGGGAAUGGACUCCAUGUCUCUCUUGAUUUCAACACUUCUUUCUAUUCCACCGCCAAGAUUCAAGAAGAAGUUGAGAUAGAAGGAAGAGUGGUAGCAAGCAAAAGAGGUUUAAAAGGAGCAGUGGUUGAGAUUAGAAGAGAAGGCAAUGGAGAAGUUAUAGCCACAAAAGAUAACUACCCAAAAUUUGAAGGUCGCCAAACAGCUGAAGAGACGGAAUGUACGGCCUUUUUAUGGGCUAUACAAUCUGCUUGGUCAUUAGGUUAUCGAAAGGUUGAAUUCGAAGGAGAUGACCUCAACAUAAACCGUAUCAUCAAUGGCAACAUCACCAAUUUGAAGCUCCAACAUUACAUAAAUGCCAUCAAGAAUUGGAAACAUAGUUUCUUCUUUCUCAAAGUUUCCUAUAGGAAUCGUACAGCGAAUGAAUGUGCAGAUCGAUUACCGAAGAGUUCUAUAGUUUGUCAUCACUCAUAG